Messenger RNA from Mugil cephalus (flathead mullet), 4034 nucleotides. It is a transcript of the gene leng9, whose product is annotated as leukocyte receptor cluster (LRC) member 9. The transcript has 8 exons. Bases 153 to 1892 code for a protein of 579 amino acids. The record is from RefSeq and is a predicted model, not a curated record. Gene Ontology annotation, molecular function: metal ion binding. NCBI's taxonomy places the organism in Eukaryota, Metazoa, Chordata, Actinopteri, Mugiliformes, Mugilidae.
CGGUUAGUGAGGAUAUUUUUUUAUAAUGUUUGAAAAUCCGUGUUUAUGUUUGAAAUGCACAGUCUUCUUUUCACAACGUGUUGAACUGUUGAAUUACGAACCGUUUAUUAUACUGUACAAGGCUAACUCGCUACUUCCGGAUCUGAGCGAUCAUGGCGUCGGAGGGACGAGGUGUGUCCAUAGAGGACCAGGCAGAUGAUGGGACCCACCAGACGCCCACCACCCUGACUGACACACCGGGUCCCGGUACGGAGGCGGGGGCGUCAGCUGACCCUAAUAGUGGUGAAGACAUACUGAAAGCCACAGCAGAAUCUACAGGAGGGGACGAGGAUGGACUCAAACUGUGCCAGUUUUUCCUCAGGGGAAAGUGUCGUUUUGGCCCCAGAUGUCGUUUAUCACACAGUGAGCCAUCAGUGGAUGAAUCAGGGGCUUUGUCUGCUGACAUGGAUGACAAAGACGAUGGAGAAAAUACAGAUACACACAAGAAGAAAAAAAGCAGCGCCAACAAAGUGACAAAACCAAAAUGCGACGAAGGAGGAGCAGAGGCGAACAAAAAGCCUCGCAUGCGAACGGCAGAUGACGUGAUCUCCCGGAUCUUGUGGGACUCGUCGGUGGAUGCGUCAGACUUCGUGGUGGGCUACGUGGAUCGCUUCCUUGGUGUGCUGGAGCGCCCCUUCUGUGAUUUCAACUGGGACACCAACCCCUGUGACUGCGAUUACACCACUGAGCUGGCCCUGCCCAGACACAGGAUCCAGUACUUCACCUACAGAGGGCACCGCAUCUGGGACCGCCACAGCAGGACCGACAGGGUUUUUGGCUCCACCGGCCAAUCUCUGGCUCCCCCCUUUGGAAAGGAGGAGGAAGUAAAGGCAGAACUAAACGCAAGUGACCCGGAGCAGCAACGCGACCGCCUCGAAACAACAGAAGUGCAGCCACCUGCUGUCAGUGGGCAGGAUGAGAGCGAAACAAAGGAGUGUACUCAUACCGAGAACACACAUCUGGAGGAAGAGAAGCAGGAUGAGAAGAAUAAUCACACCCCGGACUCCACACAUCCAGCUCCAGAGCGUGGAGGAAGCACUUCUCAGGGACAACAGGAGUCAUGUGUUGCGGAGGAGGCUGCGAGGCUUCAGUCUUCUGCCGACCAAAGCUCCUCUUCCCUAAAAGAGAAGGGUGAGGAGGAGACUUCGGAAGAAUGGGAAGAAACCUGGGAGGGCCACGAAGAUUCUGUGAGUUUUCACGGAGUGGCACAAAUCGUCCACAGUCCACCUGCACUUCCGAAGAAGGGAGAAGGGAAGUGCGGUGGUCGCCCUCCCAAAAGACAACCCACGCACUUCAUCACCUUCAGGGCCAACACUCGUGCCGUCCUCUCCUCUUUCCAGCAGCUUCAGAAGGAGAUCAUCGCCCUUCUGCCCUCCUCCGCUCCUCACUGGCAGCCCGCCUCCAGCCUCCACGUCACCCUGUGCCUCCUGGUGCUGCCCACCGAAGCUGAGGUGGCCGCCGCUGCGGACGUCCUCCGAAAAUUCGCCCAUUUGGAUCGCAACCCUCCGGUGGCCGUGACCUUUCCCGUGAGGCUGAAACAUUUCAACGGGAGGGUGCUGUUCCUGAGUCCCCAGCCUCAGCUCUCCCUCCAGCAGCUCAACGGCGGCCUGCAGGAGGCCUACAGGAAGGAGGGCUGGCUCCACAAGCACUCCUACAACCCGCGCUACCACCUCACUCUGGCCAAGAUGAAGGACGCCGAAGGAGAGAGAGUUUUCGAAAGGGUCUCGGACCUGAAGGUGGGGAAGGGUUUAAAUUUUGGCCGCCUGCCAGUGAACACCUUACACCUUUGUGCCAUGGGUUUUUCAGAGAGAGAUGGUUUUUAUGAGACCGUGUGCACAGUGACACUUCGAUGAAAAUCAUUUUAGCAGCAUGUUUUCUGUGUUCUUAGAGAAGUGCAAUGGUACCCUCAACUAGCGAAGUAGACGCCUGUGUUUUAACUUUUUAAAUGUUUGUUCUGAUGAAAUGCACUUUUGAAUAAGCACUUUUUUUAUGUGCGAAAUUCAGUUCCACUGAAAUUAUAAUGCGAUUGUACUGAUUAGUGUUUUUCGUAAUCAAUGCAUUUUAAUCUGCGUCAUAUCUCAUGUUGAUGACAGACAAUGAAGCCAAAUACUAUAGAUGCAGAAAUAUCUGAAAGUGCAGCUCUACAACAUUAACUUGAUUGUUUUUCACGUUAUAAUUUAGAGCUUCUUAUUUUCUGGCUCUAGCUUAUAGAGACUCAUUUUAAACGGAGACGUUUUAAAAUCAGACCAGCUAUAGAAGCUGUAAUCCUCAGGGCAGUGACGCAGGUUCGUUUCCAGCCUCCACACUAGUCAUCCCCUUUCUCUCACUCAGUUACUUUGUGUGUAUCUGUCCACUAACAAAUAUCAAAUGUAAGCAUAAAAAGUAAAAAAAAAAAAACAUUAUUAGUCACUACAGAAUGUUACUUUCUUGUUCUUAUGGGAGAGACAACUUCAUGAUUGUAUGUGUUUUAGCAAUUUUAUAAUGAUAAUUUUAUAAUGUAAAUAAUUAUUUCUGUUGCACUUUUCGAAUCAACAUCACAAAGUCGUUAGCAAGAUAAAAUAAAUUGCAGGCCCUUAAAACAAGCGUAAUAAAAACAGUAAAACAUGCACAAUUUAAAACUCCAAGAAAAGGCUCUACAAUAAAUGUAUGUUUCAAGAAGAGAUUUAAAAAUCACAGAGUCAGCUGACCUGAUUUCUUCAGGCACGGCCAUGGAGCCACGGGACCGUUCACAGGACAAACUGUGAACAUGCCCGGUUCCUUUUAGUUUUCAACUGGACCCCUGGACAGUAGAGCUCUGCCUGAGGAUGUCACGGUGGCAUGUGUGGUGCCAAAGGGUCAAAGGUUAUGUAGCCAGGGGCAGGGCCAUGAAGAGCUUUUUCUUAAAAUCAACUCUAAAACAUACCGGGAGCUAAUGGAGUCCUGUUAAAACCAGAGUGAUACCAUCCCUUUUGCUGGUUCUUCUUAAAAGCUGGCAGCUGACUUUUGUGCCGUCUGAAGUUGUGUGAUUGAGACGGGUAGAAUCCAGACGUGAUGAAAUACGCGUAGCCGCAUGUAAAACAGUCUCUGUGUCUUUAAAAGACAAAUGUUGCCGGAUGUUUCUAAAGGAGGUGAAAACAGGAUCGGACCAGCUUAGUAAUGUGUGUGUGUGUGUGUGUAGAACCAGACACCCAGAUUUCUUACAUCAGGACUGAGUGUGUUGUCAAGGGAACCAGUCAGGGGUAAAUCUUGUUUUGUCAACUGCUGUGAUCCAGUCACAAGUAUUUCAGUCUGGUCCAAGUGCAGCUGUACGAAGCUGUAACUCUUCCAGUUUUUAAUGUCACAAAGGCAGCUUUUUAAAGUCCUCAGAUCGACCCGUUCGUUAACACCUGAGGGUCAUCAGGCGUCCAGUCCUGGUUUUUAUCAGUGGGUUCACACAUGCAGUUUUAAAGUGGCCAGGGACACAGCCAGCAGACAGACAAUCUGUUAAAAAUGAACACUAAAGAGGGGCCAACACAUUUUAUGACUUUAUUUAUAGAAAACAUCUGAGGUAGAAAGUAAAUCAGCUGCUAAUCAAAGCUAUUAGUUUCUGCAGCAGCAGCUUAGUUACAGUAAAAAACACUAAGAACUGACAACUCAGAUUCUCAGACUGUUGUGUCAUGAUUUUUGUUUACAGUUAUUGUAAAGAACGAUGUAAUCUGUCAUUUUACUUCAUCUUACGCAAAAUAUAAUCAAAUGUUAGGUUUAAUGAGACGAACUGGGUGAACGGGAACCAACUUGUCAUCGUCCUUAACUUUUCCUGAUGCACUAUUGGAGACAGGACGUUAUGCUUAGGCUGUAAAGUCUUAUGUAGGAUGCAUGCGCUCUUAAUUGUUGUUUCUUUUUUAAGCGAGAAGUUUUCUGCAGCUCAGCAUCUCGUGAUUAAUCCAUUUUAUAUGAAUAUUGUAUGGACUGUUUGUAUUCCUUACGAUGAGUUAUAACCACAAGAUUGUUGUGGACAUUAAAUAUUGAAGCGGCUA